Molecule: messenger RNA, 324 nt
Organism: Blumeria graminis f. sp. triticale
Lineage: Eukaryota; Fungi; Ascomycota; Leotiomycetes; Helotiales; Erysiphaceae
Source: the annotation of a GenBank genome assembly
AUGUUCCUCACCACUCUGCCCACGAACCAGUUAGUGCGUAGAGCCUAUGGCCACUGUGUGAGGAACGGCCGCUACGGCCACUACAGCGACUGCCGUCUAUCAUACUGGAGCCGCAUUGGGCGUUGGAUACUCGCCGGUGUUAUGUUCUCACUCGCUAUUCUAACCAUACUUGUCACUGUUUGUUGUAUAGCUCGUCGGCGUAAAAGAAAUGUUGCCAAUGCAAGGCACCAACAGGGGCAACUAUACUACCAACCGCCGGCUGACGCACCUCCGAAGUACUCGGGACAUCAUGUCGCGCAGCCCCAAAGCGCAUACGUUCGAUAA